Exserohilum turcica Et28A is the source of this 2183-nucleotide messenger RNA. RefSeq lists its product as uncharacterized. Gene Ontology annotation, biological process: proteasome-mediated ubiquitin-dependent protein catabolic process. The record is from RefSeq and is a predicted model, not a curated record. Gene Ontology annotation, molecular function: protein-macromolecule adaptor activity; protein binding. Gene Ontology annotation, cellular component: nucleus. The coding region runs from base 86 to 2113 and encodes 675 amino acids. Lineage: Eukaryota; Fungi; Ascomycota; Dothideomycetes; Pleosporales; Pleosporaceae. The transcript has 2 exons.
UCGCUCCUUCUCGACGUGUGCCUGCGUGUGCUCGAGGCUGGCCGACUGGGCUUUUUUCUUCGCCUGCCGCGCCCUUCAAGCCGCCAUGUCGUCGCCGUGCGCCCCUCGCAGCAUGCUCCUCCAGGAGCCCACGCCAGAGCUCUUCUCGUCGCCGCCGCCCGCCUCGUCGGCCACGGCAUGCUCCCGCAAGCCCAAGCGGCCGCCGCCCAUCACCCCCAAGCGCUUCACCCGCUUCUUCACCCCGCGACACUCAAAGGAUGUCGCCUCGCGCGCUUCUCUGUCGCGCUCGGGCCGCCAGCUGCAGGACAUCACGCGAUCGGCCCUCAACCGUGGCCGGGCAACGCGAAGUACGCCGCGCAAGACGGUCAACUUUGUCGACAUUGAGAACCACAUGCGCACCCCGCACACGUGCGCCCGCAAGAGGAAGUCGUAUCUGUCGCCCGAGAGCUCCCCCGUCCAGUCGUCGCCCUCGAAACGAUCGCGUUACGUCACUCCUUCGGCAUUCGACGUACUCGACGACGCGCCCGACCUCGACGAGCCGGCUGUAUAUCCCACACCCAUCCGGCGCCUGAGGCAGUUGGGAGGGCCUUCCCGCACUCUGCAGCGGUCAUUCGGCGGCAUCCUGGGCGUGGGAAGAGGGUUCCGGAGAGACCAUGGCACAUCAUGGCAGGACCAGACGGCCAACUUCUACAGCGGCUCAGACGACCUUCAUCACCUACCACAGGAUGCCCCGCCCUUUUGCACCGCCAGCUGCAACACCAACUCUCUGCUCGCCAUAGGAGACGAAGAUGGAAAUAUCCACCUGCUCGAUUCCCAUGGUGACUUUUCCAAGGCUCAUUUGUCGUGGAAAGCCCACUCCAACGCCAUCAUGGACGUGCAGUUCUCUUCAGAUGACACAUUCCUGGCAGCAGGCUCUGGCGAUCAGACAGCACAGAUUGUCGACGUGCGCACGCAGCAGACACUUGCCGUUCUUGCUAAACACAAGUCGUCAGUCAAGCAGGUGCGCUUCCAACCGGGCGACGACAAAAUCGUAGCAACUUCGAGUCGCGACGGUGCUGUGCAGAUCUGGGACCUUCGGUGCAAAGGCAACCAGGGCUCGAUCCACUCGGCCUGGGGCUCGGAUGCCCCGUAUGCCAGCGUCGUCCGAACACUGUCGUCCGCUCAUGCCGAUGUCAAUAUGCCGUCAUCUCUCUCUGCCAACCGAACCCCAUCGAAUACCAAGGCGGAGAACAUUAACCGCCGAAACGACAUUUCCGUUACCGCCCUCACCUUCCUGCCCGAGGGCCGCGAACAUUUGCUUUUGACCGCCUCAGACGCAUCCACAUGCGUGAAGCUAUGGGACAUUAGGGGCCGAUACUCUCUUCGAGGCCCUGCCAUUCCCAUUGCAACCACACGGCAUCCCGAAUCUCACAACCGCCACCGACACUUUGCCAUCAACUCGCUUGCCCUCAGUGGCGACGCGUCCCGGCUCUACGCAUUGAGCAAAGACAACACCGUCUAUGCCUACUCUACAAGCCACCUUAUUCUCGGCACCGCUCCGGAGCUGUCGUCGUCGGCAGCAUCCAAACAAAAAUACUGUGGAGUUGGCCAAGAAGGUCUUGGUCCCAUCUACGGCUUCCGUCAUCAGAGCUUCCACGCUGGCUCAUUCUACGUCAAGGCAUCGUUGCGCAAAGCCUGCAACGACCAGACGGAGAUGCUGGCGGUUGGCAGCACCGACGGUGGUCCUGUAUUAUUCCCCACCGACGAGGCAUUCCUCAAGCGCGAAGCCCAGUACGACGAUGACGAUGCAGAUGAUCUCCCAGAUAUCACUGGCAUUGCUGGAAAAUCUUGCAGACCAUUACUAUUCCGCUCGCUCACAAACAGUCGCUGCCCAGACACUAUUCCCAUCUAUGAGCACGGCACAGCUCUCGUCCGAGGCCACGAUGCUGAAGUUACCAGUGUUUCCUGGGCACGCAACGGCAGCUUGAUCAGCGUAAGCGACGACUUUCGCGUCCGGAGGUGGAAAGAAGGCCCCCAUGCCAAAGAGCUCAGAAUUGGCGGCGAGGGCGAGGGACGAAGAUGGCAAUGUGGAUGGGCUGCUGUUGGUGAAGAUUACGAUGAUGACGACGAGUAGUUUGUGCAUCUAUACCCAGCGCCGUUUGUUUAUUAUACCCCUUUUGUGUCUUAUUCCCCAAUGUUUGGAU